This is a messenger RNA of Puccinia graminis f. sp. tritici CRL 75-36-700-3, 761 nucleotides long. RefSeq lists its product as uncharacterized. NCBI's taxonomy places the organism in Eukaryota, Fungi, Basidiomycota, Pucciniomycetes, Pucciniales, Pucciniaceae. The record is from RefSeq and is a predicted model, not a curated record. The coding region runs from base 154 to 471 and encodes 105 amino acids. The transcript has 2 exons.
CCAAGGAGGUGUCUCAGUCUGAAGGGUAUAAAUCAAGCACCAGAACCGCAUCCGAUUACCCAUUCCCAAUCACCCAGCUCCAUCCUUGCCGCAAAGCAGCAUUCCAGAGCCAUAUAUCAACCAUAACUUAUCAAAGCCUUCAGAAAAAAGAAAAUGCAGUUCAUCGCAGUCCUUUCAGUAUGUCUGGCUCUUUCGGGCAGCUCGAUUGCUCGUCCAUCGCCCAUCUACGACAGCUCAUUUGACCCAGUUCCGUCAUUCAGCUACGCCCCUCCCUCGAUCUCCAGUUCAUUCGAAUCCAGUCACCAAGAUUCACACUCCAGUGGCUCAACGACAACAAUCACCCCGUCGGGGACCGAACAAACCGCAUACGACUCUGCUCGCACCGCCGACCAAAGCCAUUCUACCAUCAGCUACGCAAAGGAUGCUAGGCCGGACCCCGCAUCCGUUGGAUAUUCGCAGCCUGAGCAGUAGAGCCGUCAGCCGUCGGUCAUGUGGUCGCCGAAACGGUAGGACUCUUUGACGCAUGCAGGAUUGGAUUGUUGCUCGGCGCUUGAUAGUUUCUCAAUCUGCUCUCAUGGCCUGGCUUUACUUUCCGUCCAUCACCUCAUACUUCCAUACUUGUACACUUGCAGCAUACUUUAUAUAUUCGCUUCCUCGCGGACGGGACUCUUGAUUGUUCUUCCCCCUUAACCGCAUACAUUUGUGUGAUGGCUCAUCUGUCCAACGGACCCUAAUUUAUGAUAACUUACGUCUCGGGAGAU